Cricetulus griseus (Chinese hamster) is the source of this 846-nucleotide messenger RNA. NCBI's taxonomy places the organism in Eukaryota, Metazoa, Chordata, Mammalia, Rodentia, Cricetidae. The record is from RefSeq and is a predicted model, not a curated record.
AUGGCCAGUAAACACAGAUACAGCUCACACAUCUUCAGUGGGUUGUUGAAAAGUCACAGUGCUUAUUCCAUGGAUUUUCCCAUCUUUACUUUCCAGGAUGUUUGCGUGGACCACCACACCGGCCACAUUAGCUACUUACUUCAGUUUCAUCCAGCCAACUUUUUAAUACAGAUCUGCUACAAAUACUGGCUUCCAAGUCUUCCAGCCAAGGUCGUGGCUCUACUUGCAUGUUCACAUGGCGCUAUCAGCCUACAAAUAUAUUCUGUCUCAGGCAGCCAGCUGAUGUGGAUCCUGCGCUUGCACCACACAGUUAUAUAUAUCUUCUAUGGGAUUCUGGGUGUGACUAAAAUCUUAGGUGCUACCAUUAAUUCAUUUCCAGCCUCCUUAACCAAGCUGGCACUGUCAAAUGCCUUCUUUGGACAGGCUUUCAUCAUGUACAACCACACUCAUGGCCGAUUCACAAUGGAUGUUUUUUUGCAUAAGUUACUGGUUCUUGCCACCUUUUUAUCAGGCCUGGUUUCCUUCAUGGAGAUCCUCAUAAAGAAUAAUAUAACUCUGGAACUAAUACGGGCAAGUCUCAUCAUACUGCAAGGGACUUGGUUAUGGCAGAUGGGUUUUGUUCUGUAUAACCCAACUGGAGGUUUUGAAUGGGAUCUGACAGAUCAUCACAACAAUAUGCUUAUUACCAUAUACUUCUGUUUGCAUUGUAUAUUUGCCUAUAUCAUCAUUGGAGUGAAUUAUGCUGUUAUUACUUGGUUGGUUAAAUGGAGACUUAGGAAGUGCAGCUUCACACAAGUUCCACUCCUAAAAGCUACUGGGCAAGAACAAGAAUCAGAAGAGAUGUGA